Molecule: messenger RNA, 2019 nt
Organism: Drosophila hydei
Lineage: Eukaryota; Metazoa; Arthropoda; Insecta; Diptera; Drosophilidae
Gene: Nup58
Product: nuclear pore complex protein Nup58
Exons: 2
Coding region: 187-1944 (585 amino acids)
Biological process (GO): nucleocytoplasmic transport
Cellular component (GO): nuclear pore
Molecular function (GO): structural constituent of nuclear pore
Source: RefSeq, a predicted model, not a curated record
ACGGAGCUGAUUUAAAUUGGAUAAUGAACUAGUUAUUUCUUUUUAACGAAACGUAACAGUUAUCGAUAAAUUUCUUAAUGUGCGCUUCUAAUUUACUGUGUAAUUUCGGUUUGAGUCAAUAAUUUACUACAAUUCCACGGCAUACAAUAAAGUUACGACUAAAGUACAUAUAUACCGCAUUAAACAAUGUCCUUUUCGUUCGGCACACCUACAACAAAUACUGGCUUGGGCGGCGGCACUGCUGCACCAGCAACAGGCGCCUUCAAUUUUGGCGGGCGACCUGCAACAAGCGCCCCGCCGCCAGCAUUUGGCGCUGCUACGGCCACCUCGAGUCUUGCCGGAGCAGCGGGUGCUGUGGUGGGCGCAGCGGCACCCAGUUUUAAUUUUACGCCGACAGCAGCAAGUGCGGCGCCAACGCUCAGUUUCGGGUCACCAGCGUCAGCUGCAGUUGCUCCAAUGAGUGGCGGGCUCUCCCUGCCUGCCUUUGGCAGUACCGCAGCUGCACCUGCAUUUGGCGCAGCUACCACAGCUUCAACCUUUGGUGCGACUACCGCAGCGCCUGCAUUUGGAGGAACUGCAGCAGCACCCGCUUUUGGAGCAAGUGCAGCAGCGCCCGCUUUUGGAGCAGUGACUACGACGCCAUCGUUUGGCACUCUCGCUUCUGCGCCCGCCUUUGGAACGGGCACCACAGGCUCCACUUUUGGUGCGCCCGCUGCUGCAGCUCCUGCUUUUGGCAGCACUGUAGGUUCAGCACCUCCUUUUGGAAGCAUUGGAGGCGUAGCAACUGGUUUUGGAGCUUCUGCCGCUGCACCUGCGUUCGGCACAGCAACCGCGUCCGUGGCGCCAACCUUCAAUUUUUCCACCCCUUCAAACGCGCCUACCACAGCGCCGCCUGCCUUCGGAACAACAGCCAUGCCUGCCACAUUGGGAGCAGGUGGCGGCGCGUUUUCAUUCAACAAGCCACUGGCAACAACCGCAGCCAGUUUAAACUUCAAUACGACCACGACCACAGCCACAGCGCAGCCAUUCAAUGCGAAUAUGCGACUAGGCGGUUCGUUUGCUCCCGCAGCUACGGGAGGUAUCUUUGGUAAGCCGUUAACAACGGGCCCACAGCCGGCAACAUCAGCUGCGCCUCCUGCAUUUGUGGGCUUAGGCGGCAUCGACGUAAGCGCCUCUCAGCCCAAGCUGGGCGACAAUAAACAGGACGGAAUUAAGAUCAAGGAGACCCAAGUGCCGGAUGAAAUAGUCAAGACCGUGGAUGCUCUUAAGGGUUAUAUCAAACAGCAAAAGACAAUAUCAUCGGACAUUGGACGUACCUCGACCUCCAAGCUGAGCAAUGUGAGUCACGAGAUUACGAAUUUGCGCUGGGUUCUUCAGAACGUGGCCAAUUCGGUGGAUGCCAACAAUCGCCAUAUCAAGCAGCUGCGUAGCGAAACAGCAAAGGCCAUACAGUCUCUGGAGAUGGCUCAGCGUACGCAGGACACGCCGGCAGGUCUGCAGUUCGAGAAUGCAGCGCCGUUCCAAUAUUUUCAGUGCCUAGUUGCUAAGUACGAGGAGGACCUAAUUGCAUUUCGACAGCAAAUCUUGCAAACGGAAAACCAUAUGCAGGCGCUAGCCAAUCCACAAAGCAUAUCGCCAGACGAUCUGAAGCGAGGCUUUCGCCAGUUGAACGAAUCCUUUAUCUCGCUGGCCGGUCGCCUACACGAGCUCCACCAACGCGUCGAGGAGCAAAAGGAGCACUAUUUGAAUCUACGCCGAUAUCGUAUGCGCGAUGCCACCAAUGUGUUCGCCGCCAUCGAAACUUCAUCCGUGCAGCUAAUAGAGCCACAGCGCAUCAGCAGCGGUCCGACGCCCUUCACCAACAUCUCAGCGAUGAGCACGCUGAACAAGAGCUACGCAGCUGCCUCAGCGGCUACGGCCAGCAAUGCAACCUCAUCCAAAUGAUGCACAGAUGAUUAGGUUUUAGUUGUUAUGUUCUAAUCGAUCAGUCAAUAAAAUUAUUAAAACAUAAUCAUCGAA